Molecule: messenger RNA, 3536 nt
Organism: Lampris incognitus (smalleye Pacific opah)
Lineage: Eukaryota; Metazoa; Chordata; Actinopteri; Lampriformes; Lampridae
Gene: trip10a
Product: thyroid hormone receptor interactor 10a
Exons: 16
Coding region: 241-2025 (594 amino acids)
Biological process (GO): signal transduction
Molecular function (GO): protein binding
Source: RefSeq, a predicted model, not a curated record
UUCGCUAUGAGAAAUAUUCCGACAAGCUAGGCCGACAAUAGGUAGUUUAACAAAUGAAAUUAAUUAGCAGAUAGCGAUGAAUCGCGUUGUUCUUUGAAACCGUCGGCGCAGCGCUAUAGGAGGAUAAAUAGCGUCGGCCGCAGUCUGGCAUCUCGGGAUAAGGGCGACCCUGAGUGUCGGGAUAAACUUUGAAGAAGUUCUUUGUAUCCAGGCACAAACAGACUGAGCUGUAAAUCAGACAUGGACUGGGGCACGGAUCUCUGGGACCAAUAUGAUGUCAUUGAGAAGCACACACAAUCCGGCCUGGAGCUGGUGGAGAAGUAUGUGAAAUUUGUGAAGGAGAGGACGGAGGUUGAGCAAAACUAUGCCAAACAGCUGAGGAAUUUGUCCAAGAAAUAUAACCUCAAACGAGGCAGCAAAGAUGACCCGGAGUGCAGGUUCUCCAGCUACCAGUCCUUUUUGGACAUCCUGAACGAGAUGAAUGAUUAUGCGGGGCAGAGAGAGCUUAUCGCCGAGAACAUGAUGAUGAAUAUAUGCAUUGAGCUCACCAAGUACCUGCAGGAGCUUCGGCAGGAGAGGAAGAUGUAUCUAUCAGAGGCCAAGAAAGCCCAGCAGAGUUUGGAGAAUACAUAUAAGCAGCUCGACAGUAGCAAAAAGCGCUUUGAGAGGGAAUGGCGAGAAGCAGAGCGGGCGGCACAGUAUGCAGAGAAGACUGAUCAGGACAUCAAUGCCACAAAGGCAGACGUUGAAAAGGCUAAACAGCAGGCUCACAUGCGGGCGCAUACAGCGGAGGAGUGUAAGAACGAUUAUGCUGCGCAGCUCCAGAAGUUCAACAGGGAGCAGAACCAGUUCUACUUCAGCGAGAUGCCCCUCAUCUUCAAUAAGCUGCAGGACUUGGAUGAGAGGCGAAUAAAGAAGUUGGCGCAGGGCUAUGUCUUGUUCUCGGACACGGAAAAGCAUGUGAUGCCCAUCAUUGGCAAGUGCCUUGAGGGCAUUACUAAAGCUGGCACUAAUGUCAAUGAGAGGAAUGACUCAAUGACUCUAAUAGAGCAGAACAAAUCCGGGUUUGAGCGACCCGGGGACCUGGAGUUUGAAGACUAUAGUCAGGGCAUCAACAGGGCCUCCUCAGACAGCAGCUUGGGCACCCCAAAAGGCCCCAUGGAUCUUCUGGGAAAGAACAGGAGCAAAAACUUUUGGCUUUUCAGCAAGAAGAGUAAGCUCUCUCCCUCGAUGCACCCUCCUUUCUCUACACCCCCCGCUCCCUCACCCGCUAACGGACCCCCUUCCCCCAAGUUUGGCCGGGACCCACUGUCGUACUGUUUGAAGGAGAUCAAUAAGACAGUCAAACCCAGAAUCUCUUCCUUCCGGACCCUCCGGAGAUCGAGGUUUACCCCAGAGAGGACCACGCCCACAGUCACAGAGGACUUUGCCCAUCUGCCCCCUGAGCAGCGCAGGAAGCGACUGCAACAGAAACUAGAUGAGAUUGGCAAAGAACUGCAGAAGGAAGUGGAUCAGAGUGAGGGCCUGGAGAAGAUGAAGGAUGUUUACGAGAAAAACCCUCAGAUGGGAGACCCGGCCAGUCUGGCCUCUCAGAUUAGCCAGACAGCCCAGAAUAUCGAGCGGCUCAGGGGAGAGCUCAACAAGUAUGAGACCUGGCUGGCUGAGGCAGGAGGUCGAGGCGAUACUUUGCGUUACAGAACACAUGCGUUUAAUAACAAUGGAGCUCACGAUGUCUACAGCCCUGAUGGGGCACACUCUGAGGAAAGCACUCCUGACCCUUCCCAAGCCAUCUAUGCUGAGUUUGAUGACGACUUUGAGGAGGAAGAACUUACCACACCUAUUGGCAGAUGCACGGCCAUGUAUAAUUUUCCUGGUGCCAGUGAAGGGACCAUCUCAAUGCAGGAAGGGGAGGUUCUGGCAGUGGUGGAGGAGGACAAAGGAGACGGCUGGACGCGCGUGCGGAGGACCAAUGGGGACGAGGGCUACAUUCCCACUUCCUACGUCACCAUCUCCCUAAAUAAGUGAUGGAUACAUGAGGGAAUAGGCACCAAUAAUAGAUGAUCAUUUCAGAAUACUGUGCGCAGAGAUCUCCCCAUGGGACCAAUCAAAAUGAACCCUCAGGACUAAGGGUGGGACUACUGGUCUAUCCAUGAGGAUCGUGGCCAAACAGGAGUGCUUUGACUUUGUCGAAGAGAUGAGAGAUGCUGAUGUUUUUGCUUCCGUGUGGGGAGAAAAGUGGUGCUAACAGUAUGUUCCCACAGGCCACGAAACCAGGCUGAGUCAUUUUUAUCCCAAUUACCCAAGCCACCUAUGCCCACCUAAGCCACACGCUUAAAGUUGUUUUUGAUUUUGUAUCACAGAGCAUUUUGGUUUGGGUUCGUUAAGCAGUUGUGUGAUUGUGAAAGGGUUCAAGGCAUCAUUGAGGUGUGUUAGCCCUGUGCCACAACCUUGUAAAGCACUAGCUUCAGAAUUUGAGAUAAAAAGAACGUUGAAGAAGACAAAAGAAAGAAACGUACCGCUGCUGCCAGCUCUACAUUGGGUGUUAAUGCCAGUUUAAGAGAUAGUUACCUCACCUGUUUACUUUUUCUUCAUUAAAAAUGGACCAGCUCUCUAGGACUCUGGCCGUUUGUUGACCUACAUUUCACAAUCUUUUUUUGUUUUUGUUUUUUUGUUUUUACAGCACAGUAUCUUUUGCUCAAGCACAGGGCUAAGUUGUUUCAUGCACCUCAGUUUUCAGCUUUAAGGUUACUUGCGAUGGCAUCUGGUACGGUUACAUUGCUCAUAUUUGGAGUGAAGGCCCUAAAGGUGUACCAGUUGGGAACAGGUGGGUUUUAGGGAGAUUGCUUUGUCCUGAAUUUUCAGCGGGCUGUGAGGUCAAAGAUAAAGACGGCACUCCUAGCAGGGCAAGAACAAUGCAUGCGCACAGCAGUAAUAACGCCUAAACAGUCAGACAAUCGCAGCCAUAUUCCUCCAACCUCGGUUGAGCUUCAGCCCCCUUCGCAAUAACUGCCUGCACAAGAGCAGGCCCUUGAUUUCUAACCCUUAAAAGUUUUGUGUUUUUACUGAAGAACAUAUAAUUUAUUAAGAAUGUGUAUGUUGCUAUAGUUGAGAAUUUCAAGUUUAACAGAAAUUCAAGUUUGUUUUUAGGAAGUUUCAUACUCCCCCCCCCCCCCUCCUUGCACACAUGGUGGAGUAGCCACUAGUGAGGAAAUAAGACGUAUUUAUGUAAUAAAUAAUAUAUAUUUUAGCUAUCACAACACCACUAUUGUCUUAUCAGCUUUUAACCAUUCAAAUAAAGAUUGCUACAUUGUGAACGGAUGACUGAAAGUCUCUUGUAAUAAAGUUGUUUUUUUUUAUUAUUAUUAUUUCUGGAUUUACUUAACACAUCAUGUUGGUCCACAUCUUGUACAUUGUUCUUGAGCCAUACAGAGGGAUUACUCCUAAUGUAAUUGACUCACGUCUUGGUGCCUUUCUGGUUAAAAGCAUUGUAUGUAUAUAUGCCACAUUUACACUCAAAAAAGACUAAAUAAAUGUUA